AAUGGUGGAAUUAAUAUUUUAUAUUUCCUCAUUUCUCCUAAUUAAUUUAUUGCCAGUUAUUGCACAUUCUCAUUUACUUUUUGAUUCUAAAAAUGGAAGAGCUGAAGUGGAAGAUUCUCCUUAUUUAAUAAGACAUCCACAUUUGUUAGCUGAUUUUUAUAGUCAAGUUGAAUUGGUACAAGAACUUGCAGAAUUGAAAACAUCUGUUAGACAUCAACAGGUUUUAAUAGAGAAAAGAUAUGAUGACGAUGAUCCUCAAAUUGAGAAUAAAAUUAGAGCAACAAAUUUAGAUUGUAUUAGAAGUAAAAAUUUUGAACUUCAACCAGAAAAUUUCCUAACAGUUUACCCUUUUGAUUUGGUGUUAAUUGAUGGAAAAUAUGAAUUAAAAUCGAUUGUUUUAAAACCUUUUGGAGAGCAAUUCCAAUUUUCUGUUAAAGAAGUAGAAGAUAAAGAAAUUGAUUGUGGAGUGAUUAGCAAUGAUUAUCAAAAAAUCUCUCAAGAAUUUUCUUCAUCUUCUGAAAAUUAUGAAGAACCUGGAUUGGCUGAAGGAAUUAAAAUAGAAGAAAUGAAGUUAUUUAAACAUAUAAUUUCAUUAAUUCUUUCAAAUACUAAAAAAGAGGAAAAUAAUGAACAAAAUAAUAAUUUAAUUAAAAAAGCAAUUUAUUUUGCACAUUUUUAUUGGAGACUUAAAGGAAAUCCUCAAAAUGCAUUAAAUUGUUUAUUUAAUUAUUUAUUAAUGGAGAAGGAUAAUAUUCCAGCAACGUUUCAACUUGGAAUAAUUCAAUUACGAUUGGGCAACUAUAAACGGGCUAUUGAACAUUUAGAGUUUAUAAACAAUAAAGUACCAAAUUGUGCAAAAUGUCUUCUUCCUUUGGGUGAUGCUUAUGUUCUUGAUGGUAAUUUCAGUGAAGCAAUUGAUACUUUUGACAAAGCCCUCAGACUUGAAACUGAUUUAGAUUUGGCUUUGACGAAAGUUUCUCUUCUUCGUUGUAUAAAUAAAAUAUUUGAAGUAAUGGAGAAUCAACAUGAAAAUCUUUUAGAUACAAUUAAAGAUGUUGAAAUGUUUAAAGAAAAAAUGCGAAGAAUUUAUCAAUUAGAGGAGCUAAUAGAGUCAAAUCGGGCACCAGUGGAAGCUAGGUUACAAGCAAAAUUGGCAUAUGAACAUUUUGAAUAUGGAGCGCUUCCUUUUGCCAAUUGUCGCGAAGGCAUUCAAUGGAACGGUGGUAGGAGAGAACGGAAACGUUUAUUCUGUACAGUAAAUAAUUGGAAAUUAUAUAAUGAAUCAUUAAAUAAACAAAGAGAAAAAGUAAAAGCUGGUAAUAUUUUUAUAAAAAAAUAUUUUUUUAAAGUAAUUUUUUUAGAAAUUGAAUUAAUUAUUAAUCAACAAUUUGAAGCCUCGCCAGAAUUAAAAUUUGUUGAAUUAGAUCGUUUAAAAAGAAAAGAGAAUGAUGAAAUUAGGGAAGAGAAGAGACUUUCUGAAUGGAAAGAAUAUAUUUCUAAAUUAGCACCUUUUGUUGGAAUUGGAUUAGAAAUGGAUGAACCUCAAUUAAUUCCUAAAUAUCCAAUUUUAGACAAACAAAACGAGGCAAGUUUCCCAUUUUUUAAUCCGUCUUGGCCAUCUAUUCACGAAUGUCAAGAAGCUGUUAAUUCUGGUACAUUAUCUUUUGAAACUUCUUUCAAUGACUUUAAGUCUCCACAAUUGUUUAUCUCACCGGAAAAUAAGGGAUUUAUGUGGGUUUUUUGUUUUAAGAAAAAAGAAAAGAGAAAAAGAGAGAAUUAA
This is a messenger RNA of Meloidogyne enterolobii, 1780 nucleotides long. The record is from the annotation of a GenBank genome assembly. Lineage: Eukaryota; Metazoa; Nematoda; Chromadorea; Rhabditida; Meloidogynidae.